Messenger RNA from Echinococcus granulosus, 231 nucleotides. RefSeq lists its product as hypothetical. Lineage: Eukaryota; Metazoa; Platyhelminthes; Cestoda; Cyclophyllidea; Taeniidae. The transcript has 2 exons. Bases 1 to 231 code for a protein of 76 amino acids. The record is from RefSeq and is a predicted model, not a curated record.
AUGCGCGCGCACAAAGAGGCUGCCAGCCCCCUUCCGCUACAAGGCGGCUUCUUCAAAGCUCUCACACCCGCUAGCUUGCUCUUACCCUCUGGAGAGACACGGAAUGAGAGGGAGAGAGUGGGAGAUCAAUCAAGCACAUCGCUGGAAGAAAUGUUGCAACUUAUGCUUGGUGACGUUUCGAGAGUCCAUGCCAACUUCACCCAAGUUCUUCGGGCCGCUAUACGAAAAUAA